Messenger RNA from Orycteropus afer afer, 681 nucleotides. RefSeq names its product proteasome 26S subunit, non-ATPase 10 (gene PSMD10). Lineage: Eukaryota; Metazoa; Chordata; Mammalia; Tubulidentata; Orycteropodidae. The record is from RefSeq and is a predicted model, not a curated record. Gene Ontology annotation, molecular function: protein binding. The transcript has 5 exons. Bases 1 to 681 code for a protein of 226 amino acids.
AUGGAGGCGCAUGUGUCUAACCUAACGGCCUGCAACCUGGCCUACAAUGGGAAGCUGGAGGAGUUAAAGGAGAAGAUUCUGGCCGAUAGAUCCCUGGCGACUACAACUGACCAGGAUAGCAGAGCUCCUUUGCAUUGGGCGUGCUCAGCAGGACAUACAGAAAUAGUUGAAUUCUUACUGCAACUUGGAGUGCCAGUGAAUGAUAAAGAUGAUGCCGGCUGGUCUCCUCUUCAUAUUGCUGCUUCUGCUGGCCGUGAUGAGAUUGUAAAAGCCCUUCUGGGAAGAGGUGCUCAAGUGAAUGCUGUCAAUCACAAUGGCUGUACCCCCCUGCAUUAUGCAGCUUCCAAAAAUAGACAUGAGAUUGCUGUCAUGUUACUGGAUGGUGGGGCUAAUCCCGAUGCUAAGGACCAUCUUGAUGCUACAGCAUUGCACCGGGCAGCAGCCAAGGGUAACUUGAGGAUGAUUCAUAUUCUUCUGUACUACAAAGCAUCCACAAAUAUCCAAGACACUGAGGGUAACACUCCUCUACACUUAGCCUGUGAUGAGGAGAGAGUGGAGGAAGCAAAACUGCUGGUGUCCCAUGGAGCAAGUAUUUACAUUGAGAAUAAAGAAGAAAAGACACCCUUGCAUGUGGCCAAAGGUGGCCUGAGUGUAAUACUCAAGAGAAUGGUGGAAGGUUAA